ACGUCACAAGGCUGCGUCGCGCUACUAUACUGUUGUGAUUCGGCUGAAGAAAGGACAAACUCCUGGUGAAGCGACUGAGAUCCACAUGACACACUAUUGUAAAGAUGGCGUUUAUUAAAGAGGAGAGUGAAGACGUGAAGAUUGAAGAAACAUUGACAGUGAAACAUGAAGAUACUGCGGGACAAUCAAAGAUGGCGUUUAUUAAAGAGGAGAUUGAACACAUGAGGAUUGAAGGAACAUUCAGUGUGAAACAUGAAAAAACCGAGGAACAGAAAAAGGUGCUGUUUAAUAAAGAGGAGAGUAAAAACAUGAAGAUUGAAGAAACAUUCACAGUGAAACAUGAAGAUACUAAUGAACAAACAGAUCUGAUGAUGCUAAAAGAGGAGAUUCGAGAUCCGAAUGAUACAGUAGAGAAAGAUCAGUUUGAGAAACGUGAUAUCACAAUUGGAGAAAAGUCAUUAAGUUGCUCACAGACUGAACAGACUUCACCAAAAAGAGCUCAAAAGACAGCAAAUAGAAGUUAUUUCACCUGCCAAGAGUGUGGAAAGUGUUUCACUCAAAAAGGAAAUCUUAAAUGUCACAUGAGAAUUCACACUGGAGAGAAGCCAUACACAUGUCAACAGUGUGGAAAGAGUUUCACACAUCAAGGAUCCAUUUAUACCCACAUGAAAGUUCAUUCUGGAGAGAGCCCGUACACCUGCGAACUGUGUGGAAACAACUUUAAUCGAAAAGACCAUCUUAAGACUCACAUGAGAGUUCACACUGGAGAGAAACCUUUCACAUGUGAUAAGUGUGGACAAUGUUUCACACGUAAAGAGAGCCUUAAUAACCACUUGAGGGUUCACAUUAAAGAGAGCUUUUGUAAAUGUCAUCAGUGUGGAAGGAGUUUCACAGACAAGAAACAGCUUAAGAGGCAUUUAAUAACUCACUCCGAUGAGAAGUCUUACAUGUGCCAUUACUGUGGAAAGAGUUGCACAAACAACACAAACCUUAAAGUCCACAUGAGAAUUCACACUGGAGAAAAGCCUUACAGCUGCCAACAGUGUGGAAAGAGUUUCACUGGAAAAGAAAGUCUUAAGAUUCACAUGAGAAUUCACACUGGAGAAAAGCCUUACAGCUGCCAACAGUGUGGAAAGAGUUUCACUAGAAAACAAAUUCUUAAGAUUCACAUGAGAGUUCACACUGGAGAGAGCCCUUACACCUGCAAACUGUGUGGAAAAACCUUUAAUCGAAAAGGAAAUCUUAAGACUCACAUGAGAGUUCACACUGGAGAGAAGCCUUACCCCUGCAAACUGUGUGGAAAGAGAUUUGCACAACAGAGAACCCGUUAUAGCCACAUGAAAACUCACACUGGAGGGAUCCACAUAUCUUUAGUGCGUAAUGCACCUUUCCUGAAUUGUAUGGAGAAUGAUUCCGAUAGAGAUGAUACGCCAGGAAAAGAAUCACGGAUCGCAGCUUCCACUGUGGUUGAUUCUCAAGGUAAUCAUGCUGUCUAAUACUUGUCUCCUUUCCUUUUUAUAAUUUUAUUUUCCUAUUUUUAAUGCAAUUUUUUGGGAGAUUUUUUAUUAUUUUUAAUUGUAUAUACAGUACCUUUAA
Messenger RNA from Rhinichthys klamathensis goyatoka, 1596 nucleotides. Its product is annotated as gastrula zinc finger protein XlCGF57.1-like. NCBI's taxonomy places the organism in Eukaryota, Metazoa, Chordata, Actinopteri, Cypriniformes, Leuciscidae. The record is from RefSeq and is a predicted model, not a curated record. Gene Ontology annotation, biological process: negative regulation of transcription by RNA polymerase II. Gene Ontology annotation, molecular function: DNA-binding transcription repressor activity, RNA polymerase II-specific. Bases 105 to 1496 code for a protein of 463 amino acids. The transcript has 4 exons.